ACCCAUUCCAUUCAUCAUCCUACCUGUGGGCGGCGCUGUGUGGUGAGCCGUCUUCACACAGUGAAGCCAUGAUGCUUUUACCCACAUGUGAGUCAUUUGAAUGUGUCCAUACCCAGACAGCGCUCUCAUCAGCCGGUGAGCUCGUGUCUUCUCGAUGUGACUGGGUCGUAUGCCGGUGAAUGCAUCACAGGGAGGAGUGACAUUACUGCCAAAGAGAGUCCACUGCUAAGAUCCACGUACUGAAAGAUGUCUCGGACUCCCUACACAUCUGCGACCUCGCAGUCCGCAAAAAUGAGAAAGGACGAAUCGUUCCUCGGGAGAUUAGGAGGAACCUUGGGGCGGAAGAAAAAGUCUAAAGAGGUGAGUGAGCUCCAUGAGGAGGGGAAGAAGGCCAUCAAUGCCCCCAUGCUUCCACCAGGGACAGACAUCCAUCCAGAGGACACAUUGCUGGAGGAAAAUGCUGAGAGGAUCAUGUUAGACCCAACAUCACGGGAAAACCCUAAAUUUAAAGAUAUGCUGAAGGUCCUGAUUGACUGGAUCAACAGUGAGCUGGAGGAAGACAGGAUCAUAGUCAAAGACCUGGAGGAGGACUGUUAUGAUGGACAAGUGCUCCAGAAGUUAUUUGAAAAGUUGUCAGGCAGGAAGCUGAACGUGGCUGAGGUGACCCAGUCAGAGAUUGGCCAGAAGCAGAAACUUCAGACGGUUUUGGAGGCUGUUAACGAACUGCUGAGGCCUCAUGGCUGGAGCAUCGAGUGGAGUGUAGACUCUAUCCAUUCAAAGAACCUGGUGGCUAUUGUCUAUCUGCUGGUGGCUCUAGCUAUGCACUUCCAGGCCCCCACCAGACUGCCUGAACACGUCUCUGUACAGGUGGUGCUGGUCAAGAAACGAGAGGGAAUCCUGCAGACUGCUCUAGUGACCAAGGAGCUAACCAGCACUACAGAAAUGAUGAUGGGAAGACUUGAGAGGGAUGCAUUUGAUACUUUGCUGGAUCAUGCCCCUGAUAAGCUCAAUGUGGUGAAAACGUCACUCAUCACCUUUGUGAACAAACACCUGAACAAACUCAACCUGGAAGUCACUGAGCUGGAAUCUCAGUUUGCCGAUGGAGUUUAUCUUAUUUUGCUGAUGGGGCUGCUGGAAGACUACUUUGUCCCUCUGUACAGCUUCUUCCUCACACCUGAGAGCUUUGAACAGAAGGUCCACAAUGUGGCAUUUGCCUUUGAGCUGAUGCAGGAUGCAGGCCUGAAGAAACCUAAAGCCAGACCAGAAGAUGUUGUCAACCUGAACCUCAAGUCCACCCUCAGAGUCCUCUACAACCUGUUCACCAACUACAAAAACUCUGAGUGAACAGUUUCACCGCUAAUAUUACUUUCAACACUGCCCUGUGCUUGCAGUGAUAUUAUGCCUUACUGUCUAGACACUGGAGGAGACCGACUAGGACUGAAGGUCAUUAUGGAGGACUUAAAAAGACCCAGGGGGAGCAGCCUGAAAAUGCUCUGAACGCUAGCAUUUAAUCUUCCCCAAAUGUCAGUAUUUAUUUAUUCCUUCUUUUAAUGUUAACUGCAAGCCUGAAAACUCUGUAACCUUUAUCCUUGCAUUUGAAUACACACCCCAAAAAAAUACAUGCACAGAAUGUUAAAACUGGAAAGCAUUUGUGUGUUAACCUCAACUGAAUUCCCUCCUCCACAGAUUAUUUAAUAGGGAUGAAAAUGCUAUUAUACUGUAGUAUGUAAAAUGUAUAAACAAAAAUAAUAGUGUGACAUUUUGGGGAUACACUCAUUUGCUUUCUUGCUGACAGUUAGAUGAGAAGAUUGAUACCAGUCUCAUUUUUAUAAGGUAAAUAUUAAGAAGUAUAAUCUGUGUUAGCUUAACAUUAAAAGAAGCUAUACACAGGAACAAGCAUUAGCUUAAUUUAACAAUUAGUUGAUGUUAAAAGUGAACAAAAACUGCCUUCCAGCACCUCUACGCUCACUAUUUACCAUGUUACUUCUUGUUUAUUUACAGCUACAGUAUGUAAUUUAAAGUAGCGCUAGCAUGAAACUCCAACUCAAUCCACUCUGCUCCACCCAGCUCUCCAUUUCCCUCAUCCCCCAUGCUUUACUAUGAUUUGCUACACUCCGCCAUGCUCUGCCCAGCUCGUCAGAUAUGUGUUAUGAAAUUACAAUAAAUGAGAAUGCAACAAACCUUACUAUAAUUGAAAAUCUCCUAUUGGUUGGAGAGGUUAAUCCCACUCAGAACCCUUUAUGAGCCAAUUUCUCUGCACUGCUGCCAGUGCUGUUCAAUGAGUCUGGGUCACAGCAGGCUUUGAUGGCACUUCUCCACAUUAAGA
Molecule: messenger RNA, 2326 nt
Organism: Monopterus albus (swamp eel)
Lineage: Eukaryota; Metazoa; Chordata; Actinopteri; Synbranchiformes; Synbranchidae
Gene: parvb
Product: parvin, beta
Exons: 13
Coding region: 247-1344 (365 amino acids)
Biological process (GO): lamellipodium assembly; establishment or maintenance of cell polarity regulating cell shape; actin cytoskeleton organization
Cellular component (GO): actin cytoskeleton; focal adhesion; lamellipodium
Molecular function (GO): actin binding
Source: RefSeq, a predicted model, not a curated record